AUGGAGCCUCUUCAUGACCAAGGUCGUUUCCACAUUCCGCUCGGCAUCUAUGCGAUCGGCGACCCGGAGCCAAUCGACCGCAUUCUGGACCUCGAUCUGGGCAAGCAACCGCUCCUCACUCCCCUAGGUCGGAUCCAACCUCCGUACAGUGGCAUUGACAUUGUCUCGAUUCUCAACUUGACUGUCACGGUGCGGAAGGAGCUCGUCUGCCCAAGCUGCUUCGAAGAACGCCUGAAAAGUGGCCCAUUGCGAUGUUCUUGCACACUACGCAAGCGAUUCCUGGACCGUUGGCUAUGCGUAGGUUGUUAUAUCGACGAGCACAACGCAGACAAGGACAUUGCAAGCCACAAGAUGAUUCACAGUGGCGGGGGAGGCAGUCACAGUCACCAAUGUGGCUGUGGGGCAAGCUUCGAGGCGGGCAUGCAGCCAAGAAUUGUGUGCAACUGGUGCACGGGAGAAGUGACUGGUGAUUGGGAUGACAUGGAUGAGGAAAUGCAAGAAGAGGCCGAAAAGACCGAAGACACCGAAGACGACGAUGGACCCGACGAAGAGCAUUCAAUUGCCGAUUUUGCCGACCAGGAACCAGGUGAACAUGGCUAUGCCAAGAACCGUGAUGGAUCUUUAUCGGUCUACGUAGACGGCAGCCGUAUUCGCGGGGAGCGCCUGAGCCGGGCCAUCAUUCAUGGAUGGAGGAUAGAGGAAGGUAUGUCGGUGGAUUGCAUCUGCUGUUUGUGUGAAGAUGGCGACAAGGACGGCAGCCGCAGCAGCAGCAGCAGCAACAAAGGCAAGGUGGGCGAAGACGACGAAGAGGGCGAAGAGUGGGAAACUGAAGAGGAUGAUGAUAAUGAGUAUGAGGAGGACAGGGACGAGGAUACGGACAUGGACAGCACCUCGAGCGAAUGA
This is a messenger RNA of Exserohilum turcica Et28A, 903 nucleotides long. RefSeq lists its product as uncharacterized. The transcript has a single exon. The record is from RefSeq and is a predicted model, not a curated record. Lineage: Eukaryota; Fungi; Ascomycota; Dothideomycetes; Pleosporales; Pleosporaceae. Bases 1 to 903 code for a protein of 300 amino acids.